AUGUCUCACGAGGAGGAUCUCAUUGACUACUCCGACGAGGAGCUUCAGACCACUGAUGCCGCAGCUACCACUGCUGCUCCCGCCGCAAAUGGCGACAACGCCAAAACGGGCGACCUAACGGUUUCUGGUGGCCGUCCGGACAAGAAGGGAAGCUAUGUCGGUAUUCACUCGACCGGUUUCCGCGACUUUUUGCUGAAGGGAGAACUUCUACGUGCCAUCACCGAUUGCGGUUUCGAACAUCCAUCGGAGGCGAAUUACGGUGAGACUGGAUUCGCGAAUCAUCCAGUCUUAUGGAUCGAAUACAAGUCUAACAUACCGUUCCGCCUCACUAUAGUCCAGCAAGUUUGCAUUCCGACCGCCAUUCUCAAUGUCGAUGUUCUUUGCCAGGCGAAGUCUGGUCUCGGAAAAACCGCCGUCUUCGUCUUGACCACCCUUCACCAGCUGGAGCCUGUCCCCGGAGAGUGCUCUGUCUUGGUCAUGUGCCACACCCGUGAGUUGGCUUACCAGAUUAAGAACGAAUAUGCUCGUUUCAGCAAGUACCUUCCCGACGUGAAGACUGCCGUCUUCUACGGAGGUACCCCCAUCCAGAAGGAUGUCGAGGUGCUAUCCAACAAAGAAUCAUACCCCAACAUUGUCGUCGGUACUCCGGGUCGACUGAACGCCCUUGUUCGCGAGAAGAAGCUUUCCCUGCGUAAUGUUAAGGCAUUUGUCCUUGACGAGUGUGACAAGAUGCUCGACCAGAUCGAUAUGCGCCGCGAUGUUCAGGAGAUUUUCCGUGCUACUCCCGCCGACAAGCAAGUUAUGAUGUUCAGCGCUACUCUCUCCCAGGAGAUCCGGCCUGUCUGCAAGAAGUUCAUGAGGAACCCUCUUGAAGUUUACGUGGACGACGACACCAAACUUACCCUCCACGGUUUGCAACAAUACUACAUCAAACUCAGCGAAGCGGAAAAGAACCGGAAGCUGAACGAGCUCCUGGAUAGCCUUGAGUUCAACCAGGUCAUUAUCUUCGUCAAGAGCACACUUCGUGCAAAUGAGCUGGACAAGCUCUUGCGCGAGUGUAACUUCCCUAGUAUCGCUGUCCACUCUGGUGUGAGCCAGGAGGAGCGUAUCAAACGCUACAAGGAAUUCAAGGAGUUCAACAAGCGUAUCUGUGUUGCUACUGAUGUCUUUGGACGUGGUAUCGAUAUUGAGCGUAUCAACCUUGCUAUUAACUACGACUUGCCUGCGGACGCGGACUCGUACCUGCACCGCGUUGGUCGUGCCGGCCGUUUCGGUACCAAGGGUCUCUCGAUCUCGUUCGUCAGCAACGAGGAGGAUGAGAAGGUCCUCAAGGAUAUCGAGAAGCGUUUCGAAGUUGCUCUUCCUGAAUACCCCGAGGGUGGCGUUGACUCUAGCACGUACAUGGCAUAA
Molecule: messenger RNA, 1410 nt
Organism: Aspergillus pseudotamarii
Lineage: Eukaryota; Fungi; Ascomycota; Eurotiomycetes; Eurotiales; Aspergillaceae
Product: ATP-dependent RNA helicase SUB2
Exons: 6
Coding region: 1-1410 (469 amino acids)
Biological process (GO): mRNA export from nucleus; mRNA splicing, via spliceosome
Molecular function (GO): RNA binding; ATP binding; RNA helicase activity
Source: RefSeq, a predicted model, not a curated record